AUGGUGCACCUAGAAGAGAUCACCGACGAGGUGGCUGAGAAGCUGCAGGUGUCUGAGAAUAGCAACUCAUCAUCGACACCUCCUCCCUCACAACCAAAGUCGGCCAACAUUCUUCCCUCUAAAAAUGUGGUCGAUUCGCUACCCGAGAAUCCCAUUCUUACCAAGCUCAGAGCUGCCGCAGAAGCUGGCCCCAGUGCUGCCGGCCCGGCCUUGAGUCCGGCGCGCGCCUGGACGGAGAACAAGUCGGUCGACGAGGUGGUCGCCGAGCUGAAGAAGUCUCCGCUGUUCAUGACGGAUCUCGAGGAGAAUGACGACACAGAGGCGCUCAGAGCGCUGGCGUACGAGGGAACGCCGCUCGAGGUGGCUAGUGAUUUCAAGGAGCGCGGCAACGAGUGCUUCCGCGAGAAGAAGUGGAACGACGCCAAGGAGUUUUACACCAAGGGCGUGCUGGUGCUGGCCGCCGAGGAGCGCAAGCGCCGCGGCUACGACCUCCAGGGGCGCAAGAUUGACCCGUCGACCCAGGAGCCCGAUUCCGAGGAAGAGGUGGCCCAGCAGCGCGCCGUGCUCGAGAGCCUGUACGUCAACCGCGCCGCCUGCCACCUCGAGGUCAAGAACUACCGCAGCUGCUGGCUCGGCGGCGCCGCGGCCCUCAAGCUCAACCCGGCCAACGUGAAAGCCCUGUACCGCAGCGCCCGGGCCCUGCUGGCCGUGGACCGCAUCGAGGAGGCCGACGACGCGUGCGCGCGGGGCCUGGCCCUCGACGAGAGCAACAAGGCCCUGCAGGCCGUCGCCCGCGACAUCAUUGCCCGCAGCGAACAUGUGGCGGCGCAGCGGCGGCGCGAGGCCGAGCGCCUGGCCCGAGAGGAGAGGCGGGCCGCCCUGCUCAAGGCUGCCAUCGCGGCGCGUGGCAUCCGCACCCGGAGCACGGACAAGCCCCCCGAGAUGGAGGACGCGCGGCUGCGCCUGGUGCCCGACGAGGACGACCCGACGAGCUCUCUCAGCUUCCCCACCGUGCUACUGUACCCGGCGGACCUCGAGACGGACUUUAUCAAGGCCUUUAAUGAGCAGGAGUCGCUCGCCGACCACCUCUCCUACGUUUUUCCCCUGCCCUGGGACCAGAAACGCGAGUACACGCUCGCUGGAGUCGAGUGCUACAUGGAUACGGUUAGUGGCGGGCUCAUCAAGGUCGGUAAGAAGGCCCCGCUACUCAAGGUCCUGUCGUCGGACAAGGUCGAAGUUGUCGACGAGGUCGUGAGGAUAUUUGUGCUCCCAAAGGCCAAGGCGGAGAGCUGGGUGCAAGAAUACAAGUCGAAAAAGGCCGCAGAACGAGGUGGAUGA
Molecule: messenger RNA, 1338 nt
Organism: Pestalotiopsis fici W106-1
Lineage: Eukaryota; Fungi; Ascomycota; Sordariomycetes; Amphisphaeriales; Sporocadaceae
Exons: 1
Coding region: 1-1338 (445 amino acids)
Biological process (GO): protein folding
Molecular function (GO): Hsp90 protein binding
Source: RefSeq, a predicted model, not a curated record